AAACUCUUCAAAAAACUGAACAAACAGGGUAACUUCAUCAGGAAAUUGUCUGUCAAUUUCAAAGAAUUGGUGUAUCCAAUCCCACCAAAUCGGCAUAUUUUCAUUCUCAACUUACAAUGCGAUAACUCAAGUAACGUUCUAAAACGGUCUAACGCCCGACACUUGUUUGCUUUUCCAUUUCAAUGGAUGCUCUAUUUCCAUAAUUCUUCGAGAGAAGAAAUUCUUGAAUAUUUUUUUCUGGAUAUCGACAUACUUGUUGACAGCAAUGUGAAUUUACUCCAGUUACAUGAAAAUGAAUCUGUUUCUAUUGAAAAAGUGUAUAAGCGUCAACAGAACUCAUCAUUCAUCAUUGAAAAAGUGGGGCAUUGGACUAGUAACGGGGGAUUUAAGGAUUAUGGACUUAGGUUGAGUAUGUGGAGGAGAAGAAAUAACCUGGAGAGGAUCAUACUCAAUACAUGCAUAGUCAUUACUAACAAUGAUUCUCUUAAUCAUUUAACAGAUAAGAGGGACAAACAUAUCGAUAGCAUAGCAAAAGUCAACUACGUACUGGUGGAACAUUUGAGUGACAUCGUCAAUAUUAGGUUAAAUUACUCUAUUCAAUCAACCUGGGGUUAUAUGAAUAACAAGUCAGAGUGGAGCGGGAUGAUAGGAGAAUUGACAAGAAACGAAGCUGACAUUGGAGGAACGGCAUUGUUUUUCACCAUUGACAGAGUUGAUAUUAUCGACUAUAUCGCAAUGACGACACCAACUAGGUCAAAGUUUGUUUUCAGAGAACCCAAACUCUCCUAUGUCACGAAUGUUUUCACUCUUCCAUUUGAUGAUUAUGUCUGGGCAUCUACUAUUGCUCUUGUAAUCAUAAUCGGAAUGAUGCUUUUCAUUAUACUCAAAUGGGAAUCGAAAAAAAAGAACUAUCAACAGAAAAAGAAAAAUCCAACAGUACCAGGACUAGAGGACUCUGUGAGUGGUGUUGCCCUCUUUUCGUUUGGGGCAUUUUGCCAACAAGGAGCACCAUCUAUACCAUUGAGCAUUCCUGGAAGAAUAACCACGAUAAUGCUCUUCAUUUCUUUCAUGUUCCUCUAUACCUCCUAUUCGGCGAAUAUUGUUGCCCUUCUUCAGUCAUCCUCAACUAGCAUUCAAACUUUGGAGGACUUGCUCAAAUCACGACUACAAGUAGGAGUAGAUGACACUGUGUUCAACAGAUUUUACUUUCCUAAUGCUUCAGAACCUAUAAGAAGAGCUAUUUACUUACAAAAAGUGGCCCCUCCUAAUAAAAAUGAUAAUUUCAUGCCAAUUGAGGAAGGUGUGAGAAGGAUGAGAGAAGGUCUCUUCGCAUUCCAUAUGGAAACCGGACCAGGAUAUAAACUCGUAGCCGAAAUAUUCGAAGAAAGUGAAAAAUGUGGCCUCAAGGAGAUUCAGUAUUUACAAGUAGUUGAUCCCUGGUUGGCAAUACAGAAAAAUUCAUCCUACAAGAAAUAUUUGAAAAUUGGGUUGAGGAAAAUUCAAGAAAGUGGUCUUCAAGCAAGAGAAGUUGGUUUGAUAUAUACAAAAAAACCGAUAUGUGCUAACAGAGGUUCAAGUUUCAUAAGCGUUGGUUUAGUAGACUGUUAUCCUGCAGCUGUAGUUUUGGCAAGUGGUGCUAUUAUUUCUAUCUUGGUUUUGUUGAUAGAACUAGUGAUUCAUCAUAGAAAUACAUUGAUGGAGAUGAAGAGAUUACCUCAGUGGCCAUACCUGAAAUAGAAACCACGAAGAAAUAUUCACGAUUUAGACUGUGC
This is a messenger RNA of Leptinotarsa decemlineata (Colorado potato beetle), 1772 nucleotides long. Its product is annotated as ionotropic receptor 75a. The record is from RefSeq and is a predicted model, not a curated record. Gene Ontology annotation, cellular component: membrane. Gene Ontology annotation, molecular function: ligand-gated monoatomic ion channel activity. Lineage: Eukaryota; Metazoa; Arthropoda; Insecta; Coleoptera; Chrysomelidae.